Molecule: messenger RNA, 927 nt
Organism: Anopheles marshallii
Lineage: Eukaryota; Metazoa; Arthropoda; Insecta; Diptera; Culicidae
Product: ankyrin repeat domain-containing protein 29
Exons: 6
Coding region: 1-927 (308 amino acids)
Molecular function (GO): protein binding
Source: RefSeq, a predicted model, not a curated record
AUGUUGCUGAGACGAGUGCUGGACAGUGGCAAGGUGCACGUCGACUGCCGUGAUGAGGACUACACCACACCGCUCAUACUGGCUGCCGCCGGUGGACAUACAGCUUGCGUCAUCGAGCUGCUGGAGCAGGGUGCCGAUCCGAAUGCCCGGCGCGUGACCGGUACGACGGCGCUGUUCUUCGCUGCACAGGGUGGCUUCGUAGAUGUUGCUAGGAUACUGCUAAAGGCGGGUGCACCGGUCGACUGUUCGUCCGUGGACGGUGGGACGCCCCUGUUCGUUGCCUGCCAGGGUGGCCACGAAGCCAUGGUGAGCGAGCUGCUAAGCCACGGUGCCAACGUGCAAGCCUGCAUGAAGGACCGUGCCACACCGCUGUUCAUAGCAGCACAGAAUGGACACAGUUUAGUGUUGAAGUUGCUGCUCGCUGCAGGUGCGAAACCGGACGCACCCAGGAAUGAUGGCGCCACACCACUGUGGAUAGCGGCACAGAUGGGCCACGAUCAUGUCGUCAAGAUAUUGCUUCAUAAUGGCGCUUUGGUAGAUGCGGUACGAUGCGAUGGAGCAACGGCACUGUUCAAGGCAGCUCACAAAGGACACAGCGCGGUCGUGCACGAACUGCUCAAAUUUCGACCAAAUCUUGGCAAACUUGCAAACGGUGAGACAGCGCUCCAUGCCGCAGUAAUGUUUGGACAUCUCCCAAUCGUAAAGCAGCUGGUGGCGGCCGGUUCGGAUUGCACCAUCCCGAACCAGGAUGGCUAUACGCCGCUGCAACUUGCGCGCCAACAAAAGUUCGCCUCCGUUCAUCAGUAUCUGAAGGAACGCGAGCAACAGCCACACAGUGGAGGAGGAACUCCGAAAAGAACGGUUCCAACGAACCAAAGCAAAACAUCUAAAGGUGCUGCAACGGCAUCAUUAGCUAUUACUGGCUAA